AUGUCGACCCGCCCCUUCAACCCACUGCCUGCAUGUCCGCACCCCAUUCAGUGGGAUGUAUCAGGACGUAUCACGGAGCUACAGACCAUGAUUGAUGAUCCUACCACAAGUGAGCCCCAGAAAAAAAACCUCCAAACUGCUAUCAACCUGUAUCGUGAAAAUAAACUCCCAGGACCAUUCAAAUGGAUCCAGGAUGGCAAAGUUGUUCCCCAUAAGAAUAUUGAUUUCAAGCGACCAUAUUGGGUCGAGGUACUUUUCUUCACAUCCAUUCUCGCAAAACGAUUCUGUGCUUACUCUUAUAGGGUUAUGGCCAGCAGCUAUCCUCACAGGCUAUGGUUCCGAGCCAGGCUUCUCAGCCUAUGUCUGAGAGCGUACGCAUUUCUGUCUAGUACAUUCUUGCAGAUAUUUGCACGAGUUAGGCCAGUUCCGGGUCUCUUAUCUCCUGCUAUCUCGAUCGAUGUCACAAUACUCAACGAUACUGGAAGUAAUACCUUGACAGUCUUUGAUACGGAUAUAACAGCCUUGGGCAUCCCUCCAACCUACAUGGGAUAUGGCGCUGAUGUCCUAAUAACAACGGCUGGUGGAACACUCAGGCGACGGCAAAUCUCCGUUGAGAUACAGCUACUGGAUUUGCAAGGCAAUGCUGUGUCUGACUGGAUUUUAGAGGCAGGUAUUGUCACACCAGCAACUGCUGGUGCCACUAGACUCUCUGGUGAUGGCAUCAGACAAUCUCUUUACUUCGCAACUGCGCCAGGAAACCAGCAUCUGUAUGUUGCUGAGAAGAAGAAUGGCAUUAUUAAACAGCUUCCAGUCAUUUAG
Messenger RNA from Trichophyton benhamiae CBS 112371, 819 nucleotides. RefSeq lists its product as uncharacterized. Bases 1 to 819 code for a protein of 272 amino acids. The transcript is spliced from 2 exons. NCBI's taxonomy places the organism in Eukaryota, Fungi, Ascomycota, Eurotiomycetes, Onygenales, Arthrodermataceae. The record is from RefSeq and is a predicted model, not a curated record.